Molecule: messenger RNA, 1158 nt
Organism: Bombina bombina (fire-bellied toad)
Lineage: Eukaryota; Metazoa; Chordata; Amphibia; Anura; Bombinatoridae
Gene: GPX3
Product: glutathione peroxidase 3
Exons: 5
Biological process (GO): response to oxidative stress
Molecular function (GO): glutathione peroxidase activity
Source: RefSeq, a predicted model, not a curated record
GCUCAGCCUUGUGUAUUUUACUAAGUGAUCAGGGAAUGUGACAGAUUAUUCCUGAGUGUUAGAGGAAGGUGUCAGAUAACCAGCAGAGCUCUGCAUUUCACUGCAACCCACAAGGGCACUGUGGUGGUACCAAGAUCCCCCGAGAUGGGGGUGAAAUAUGGAAUGCUGUGGCUUCUGCCCUGCUACCUGUCUGCAUUGAUAAAUGCCCAGAAGGAUAUUGACCAGAAAUCGGUUGAUUGUUACAAUUCAGUGGAUGGAUCAGUCUAUGACUAUGGUGCGCUCACCAUAGAUGGGAGUGUGUUUAUUCCCUUUAAACAGUAUGCUGGGAACACAAUCCUGUUUGUGAACGUGGCAACGUACUGAGGUCUCACCAUGCAGUACCUAGAACUGAAUGCACUACAUGAAGAAUUAGGAUCAAAUGGGUUCACCAUUUUGGGUUUUCCUUGUAACCAGUUUGGACAGCAAGAACCUGGAACCAAUGAAGAAAUACCUCUAGGAAUAAAAUAUGUUCGUCCUGGUGGUGGUUUUACUCCAAAAUUCCAACUGUUUGAAAAAGGGGAUGUGAAUGGCAGAAAAGAACAGAAGGUCUAUACAUUUUUGAAGAACUCCUGCCCCCCUGUGGGUGACACUUUCGGCAAUCCAACUAAUCGGCUUUUCUGGGACUCCAUUAAAAUCAGUGAUAUUAAGUGGAACUUUGAAAAAUUUCUUGUGGGACCUCACGGCCGUCCAGUGAAACGCUGGCAUCCCCGCACACCAGUGUCUCAAGUUAGAAGAGAUAUACUUGCUUACAUGAGGUCGCAGCAGGAUGCCCAGCAAAUUCUCCUGCUGGAAAGUCAGAAGAAAUAGACAUUUGCUGUAGAUGUGUCCAUAACCUUUCCAUCAACUGUAUCUGUGCUUUUGAUGUAUCUUUAGGUGGUCAGGAGGCAGCCUGGGGUAACCUGGACCUCAUCUGUAUGAAGGGCAAGUCCAAAAGCACAAAUGUGUGGGACCUGUCUGGAAACCAGUAGAAUGGCUCAGCAGCUUUUUAGUGCAUUCAAGUUGCUGGGUUACUCUGGGAUGGGUUAUUUGUUAUCUCAUGUCUACCUCCUUGCUACUCAUGGUUUAUGUAACUGAACUUGGUCUGUGCCAGUGGUCAAUAAAAAAGUGUUUCUAAACAAA